AUGCUUGCACGUGCCCAACUUGUAGGACUCAAGACGGCGCUCGAGAGGACGUUGGACGACUGGCUCCUCAUCGUCGACAACGCCGACAACACCGACCUGAUAUUUGGCGACGACGGCAUGUCUCUACGCAACUGCCUACCGUUCAGUCGUCGGGGGACUAUACUGAUGAUGACAAGGGUGCAUGAGGUCGCCGUCCGACUGGACGUGCCGAUGCGCAACACCUUCGCCCUUGCGGAGAUGUCGGAAGCGGAAGCGACGCAGAUGUUGAGGACGUCGCUGAGUGAGAAACAGAUGCGUGACGGCGCGAGUACGAGGGGGCUGCUUGACUAUCUAGCCCGCCUACCGCUGGCCGUGAAACGGACAUCGGCAUAUAUGGCGCAGACCGGCAUCUCGACAGCUAACCGAGACUUUGAGGACCGCGGCCGGUACCGCGAGACGGCCAACCCGAACGCCACGACCUGGCUCAUCUCGUUCCGGCGCAUGACCCAGAGAUGCUCCGCCGCGGCCGAGUACCGAAAGCUGAUCUGCUUCCUGGCCGAGAAGGACAUACCGUUGUCGCUGCUCCGGGACAACGAAGCGGAGAUGCCCUCGUGGUGUGUCGUGAUGCGCCUGGUGCGCCAUGAUGCGCUUGCAAUGCAUAAUCUGGCAUCCGUAACCUCCAUUCGAACCCUCUCAGCCGGCCCCAAGACGCUUCCCGAACUGCUCCAUUUCCUGUGCUGA
Molecule: messenger RNA, 720 nt
Organism: Neoarthrinium moseri
Lineage: Eukaryota; Fungi; Ascomycota; Sordariomycetes; Amphisphaeriales; Apiosporaceae
Exons: 2
Coding region: 1-720 (239 amino acids)
Source: RefSeq, a predicted model, not a curated record